Messenger RNA from Vitrella brassicaformis, 6124 nucleotides. NCBI's taxonomy places the organism in Eukaryota, Vitrellaceae. The record is from the annotation of a GenBank genome assembly.
AGGCAUGCCUUUGUUUGCAUUGCUGUCGAUCGUUUGUCUGUGACUGACGCGUACAUAAACCAUUCAGUCAGUCGUGACACUAGCUGCGAUAAAAAAGGUUCGUCACACUGACCGUCACAUGUACGUAUGACUGACCUGACUGACGCGCGCACUUCCGAUCUUCUGAUAAAGGGAGGACAUAUGACACGAAGAACAUUACUUCACCUCACCUCCCCUGUGACCUGGGCUGGCGGGCACAAAAAAAGUGCCUCUGCCUGUUCCGACAUAUAUACGCAUAGCAUACACACACACAGGUAGAUCGAUGAGAACACACACGCAUAGCAUAGCACAUAUUGUACACACUCAGACACAGACGCAGAUACAGAUACAGAGAUUCGGAUACACACAUAUGUAGACAAACAAACACAGAAAGAUUCCCAUCCGGCAAUCCAAUCAAGGAUCCUUCCUUCUCUGAAGAAAAACCAAACCCGUGCAUCACAUCACACCGCCCGGCCGAGUCACCCCCCAGCACCAUCCCUGUCGCCCUCACUCCUACUACCACCACCACCCGCCCCAUUAUCCCCAUUAUCGCCAGGUUUGUCGCCCUUGUUUCCCUGCCCGUGCUGCCGCAAGUGUGUGGCGACUCCUGUGGCCAUGGCAAACAGCGGUGUGAACUGGCUGAGCGCGAAGAGCUGCACGUCGGCCGCCUCGGUCAGCGUGUGGCAGUCGCCCUCCAGCAACAGACCGGUCUCGGUCAUCUCGUGCACAAUCUGCAUUUUGAUGUUGACGAGUAUCUUGGCCGUCACAACGGUGAAGGCGUAAGGGAACAGUCUCGGGCGCGCGUCCUUCAGGCGCCCCAUGCAGAUCUGCGCAGCGGCCAGCUGCUCGUGCAGAUUCCGCCUGCAUCAUGGCGUGGUGAGAGCACAGGCAGAUACAUACCCCCACACACAGAGAGGUCCAUGGAUAGAUCCAUGGAUGGAUGGAUGGAUGGCGUCUAUUAGAGGGCGGAUGCUUACACGAGUCGUUUGCCCAUGAUCUUGACGAGGUCUUCCUGCCCCAACUGCAGCAGCUCUCGGUGAACAGCGCCAUAACCUACACAGACACACACACACACACACACAGCCUACAUAGAGACACACAGCAGCAGCAGCAGCAGCUGACCCAUGAUGGUUUCGAUGUCCUGCAUGAGCCGCCAGUACAGCCCCAGCCCACGUAACAACGGCACCGGCACACGCGACACACACGACGGAGACAGAGUGCCCAGCCGGGACUCUAUCGUACGCCACUCGACCUGACCCACACAGACAGAGAGUGAGAAAAAGAGACAGAGAGAGACGAUGCCAAGACGUGUGAGUGUUUGUUGUGUGUGCUGGGAGGGAAGGGUUGGUGAGUGUGAGUGUGUGCCUCGAAUGGUGUCGGCAAGAGCUUUGGCUUGCUAGGUGAGAGGAAGGGCGUCACGCGAGGAGAGGAACUUUCCUGAACCACACCAUACCACACCCCAGCACAGUGUGUGUGAGGUCGUGUGUGAGGUCGUGUGUGUGGACCUGCUCCAUCUGCGCCGUUUCCCAGUGCUGUAUCAUCCGCCGGUCGUGAGCACUGUAGGGGAACUUCUUCACCUCUUCCCAGAAACCCUGACACAACACAGCCAUGCCCACACACACGCAUACACAUCCGCCUCGCCCCCUCCCUCCCCCAACCGACCCACCCAGUCACUCACCCUGAUGCUCAGCGAGCUCAGCUCGCAGUUGGCUGCGUCAAGUGCCGUGCCCAGGGCCUCCAUGAGGGUGUGCAGAGCUCCCCCGUCCACCCCGCCCCGCUCGAAGAGCUUGCCGUACAUCUCUCGGCACGCGUUGAAGAAGAUGUGAUAGAUCUCGCCCUCUCUCUCCAGACGGCCGGUUUGUGUGUGAGCGGGGGCCUUCUGCUGAUCUGCACACACACACACACAGAAAGAGAGAGAUAGAGAGAGAUGGAUGUGGGUGUUUGUGUACCUGGUGGCGCGUCCAGUCGGAGGCCGGACACCUGUGCGCCGAAGCCGUAUAGGCUCUCAGUGCCGAUGCUGGCCGUGUCGUCGCCUUCGCUCAUCAUCCCACUCAUCCCGGCCGCCCCCUCCUCAUCGCCGAGCGACCUGUGUGACAGCGGGGGCGACUGCCGGUGGGGUGGCGGGUGGAAGUGCGCGUGCGGCACCGGCAGGCCCGACGACUCACGCUGCCACCAGAAGAGAGGGAUGAAUGGAAUGGAGAGAAGGGAACAGAGAGUACACACAGAGGGAAGGGCGGUGGGGUAGGUCACUUACCGUGAUGUGUCUCAUCUGGUCGUCGUAUUCGUCGCUCUCUUCCCCGUCCACUGCGGCCGCUUUGCCGUCUGCCUUGUCCACGCUCAUGCCCGCCGCCCCCACACCGCCCUCGUCGGUGCUCGUGACUAAAAAAGAGCUUGGCAGGAAGGUCCCCUGACGCGUCGACAUCGAUGUCGGCCGGCUGUGCAGACCCAGACCUACAGGCACCACCCACACACGCGAAGAGAGAGAGAGAGAGAUGCAGGAGUGAUGUGUGUGUGUGUGGGUCGACACAUCACCUCUAGCAAGCGAGCUUCGUCUCCUCAAAAGUUGCAGUGUCACUCGUUGCUGCUGCUGUCUGAGCAGUUCCUCGGCCUCGUUGCCGACGGCCGUCUGGGAGCGGUGCAGCAGAUGGCGGGGCGACGGCUGCGGCGAUGACGUGGGCGUCUGCCAGGCCUUCCUACUCACACACGCCACCCGAUGCGACGAAUGUCUAAGUGCAUCGCGUCCAUGUCACUCAUUCUCACUUGUCGCUGUUGCCGAUUGCCGUGGAGCUCCGCAGCAGCCCUCCGCCACUCCCUCCUCCGUUAACAGGCCCCGGCAGGGGCAAAUUCAUCUUCUGCAGGUCCUUUAUGUUGACACUGAUGGCCUCCUCGCCCUCCCUCUGUGGUGGUGGUGUCUUCUCGUGUGUGUCUGGUGUUGCUGCCGGUGGUGUGUGGGGGGUGUCUUUGUGCUUGUCUUUGUUGCUGAGCACGUUGCGGUGGGCCGGCCUUUCUCGCAGCUUGGGAACCAGAGAGAGGACGUAGUCUUCACUCUGAUGCUCAUCUGUCCGCACACACACACACACAGAGAGAGUGAGAAAGGGACUCAUCUGUGUGUGUGUGUGGAUGGGCGUGUACCUGGUUCUGGAAGUUUCCACUGGGAGAGAGGGGGCAUUGCGGUGGGGGUAAGCACAGACGACACCGCCUGCAAUCCAUCCAUCCAUCCAUUAGAUCAGGAGUCACACAUGCGUGACGGCCUGUAUGUGCGCCUGUCAUUGUCCAUUACCACUCUCUUCACAGAGAUCUUGCCGCUCUCAGGCAGCACAUGUGCGGUGGUGAGGUCGGGCACCAUCUUGUUGGCCAGUUCCAGCGCCGGGUUGCUCCGAAAACACCAGUGCGUUGACAAAACUGACACACAGACACACACACCCCGAGUCAUGGAAACGCCGAUAGAGAGACAGAGAGUGUGUGUGUCGGUUGCCGACCCUGCAGCUGUUCCUUGUACUCCUUUUCGAUGUGGUGGACGAUCUUGCGCCAGUAGACGACGCGGAACGGAUUGGGGGGGUAGAUCCGCAGCCGCUGAUACAGCCACCCAACCUUCACACAACACACAAUACACACACACACACAUGGAAUGAGAUCGAUGCACAACACACGUGUGGGCGUGCUGACAUACAGUGGUUCCGUUGAUGAGCAGGGUGAGGAAGACGAUGCCGGCGAUGUAGAAGGUGACUCGGUCGCGGACGUCCCUCGGGAGCCGUGUGUCCUCCUCAACCAUCAGACCCAACGCCAUCGCUAUCGCACCCCUGACGAACAAAAUCACACAAACACACACAAAAAAUGAAUACGCAGUACGAGCACAGAGGAAAGGAGAGGAAAGGCAGUUGUUUGUUUGUGCGGGUGGCUGGCCGAAUGCACCUGAGGCCGCCAUAGACCAGGAUGGUGCCUUCCUUCCACGACAGGCCAUAGCCGAGCCUCUGAAUAUACACACACAUACGCUGUUUGUAUUGAGCUGUGUGCGUGUCCGUGAGUCCAUCAGGAUGCCUGUCCUACCUGCAGUAUUGGCGAGAAGAGCAGCACAAUGGCGGCGCGAGAGAUGUGCAGGAACACGUACAGCAGGACCAGGUCGAUGUACGGGCCGCUGCUCACACGGACACACACAGACACACACACACACACACACACACCACGUGCACUUGUGUGUUUGAGUGUUUGUGUGUUCAAGUCGACCCACGCGGAGUAUAGGAAGGAUGAAUCCGCCACUCGCAACAUCCGACACGUGAUGAUGCCUGCACACACACACGCGCACACGCGCACACACAAAAAUGGUCCAUUCCACUCAUCACACAUGGGGCCGCCGACACACCUGCGAUGACGAAGAGCACUUGGUUGGCCAGUGCACUCAGCUCCUCGACCAAUGCGCGGUGGAUAUCUUGCACCUGCACACAGACACACACACACACACACACACAGAGAGAGAGAGAGAGCGAGAGAGAGAUGAUUGUGUUUGUGUGGCCUUCUAUGAGAUGAAGAGGCACUGACCUCUUUGGCCAUGUUGUAUUUGCCCACUGCGGCGAAGAACAGCCCAUAGGUCACCACUGCCAGCACACCCGACACACCCAAGGCCGUCUCGGCCACGAAAUACGACAGAUACGCACCUAAGGCACACACACACCCACCCCAACACACAACAAAGAGAUGCCCUCCCUCCCUCCCUCCCACACACACAUUUACCCACCAGCAAGCACAGCAGUGAUCUCAAUCACAAACUGUGUGAAGAACCACCUCAGCCAGCAGUCGACGGCGAGCGCCACGGCCAUGCCCCACAAUGGCCCUCCGAUGGCCAGCUUCAUGAAGAAGAUGGUGGCGUCCCCGCCUGUCACCGUGUCCACACGCUCCACGGCCAGCUUCCGGAAUACCAGAAACAGCACUGACAGAGAGAGAGAGAGAGAGAGAGAGGGACAGAGAGAAAAGAGAAAAGAGGGAGGGAGAGAGAUGCAUGUGUGUGUGUGUGUGUACCGAAUGAGGAUCCGUCGUUGAGGAGGCUCUCUCCGUCAAUAAUGGAGGCGAGCUUUGCGGGCGCAGCCAGCUCGUGAAGCGCUGCAACCACCUGCAUCACAUGAAGCGAGAGACACACAGUGAGUGAGCGCACCAAUGCCACUAUUUUGUGCUUACUGCAACAGGGUCAGUGGCACUGAGCACACUCGCCAGCAUGAGGCACACGUCCCACCCCAUGGCCGCGCCGCCCGUACUCGUAUUUGGGAAGAUCACAUACAUCAAGGGACCGAUCUACACACACACAUACAUACAAGAAACCACACACAGAGGACACAACACAGCUCCUCAGUUUGCUUGUGCGCUUGUGUGUUGAUGAAUGGAUGGUUACGAUGAAUAUGUUGAGUAUCACUCCGACAAUGGCGAGCAGCACGGACGAGGGCAGCACGCGCUUGAAGACGUGCCAGUUGACAUUGGAUGCAGAUUCAUCUACACACACAUUCACAUACAUGAACAGAUGGCCUCCAUCUCUCUCUCUCUGUCUGUCUGUCUGUCUGUCUGUGGCUGCCUUGCAUGGCUUCCUUACAGAGGAGUAUCGGCAGCAGCACCAGCAGAAUGAAGUGUGGGUGGAUCGUCUCGACGUCCUUGAUGCCGACUCCCAGCAGCGACAGAUCCAUGUUGUGAGACCACCUGCACACACAAAGCACACAAAGAAUGCACAAUAAACGCUGCUGCCGCUUUCCUUGGCUCACCAUGAGAGCAGCAUGCCCGCAACAAAAAGUGUCACAGAAACGGGCGGGCGAAAUCGGGGAAUCAGUGUGAUCACCUGGGAACCAGCACAAUGCACACAAACAGGCAUGCAUCCAGACAGACCAGAAGGACUCGUCGUACCCAUUGGAUGAACGACGAGAUUAGAAAAGUGAAGAUCAAAAAAGCCAACGCGCCCUCUAUCCGCUCGCCCAGCUCAUCCUCCUCUCCGUGACCCACGCUGCCCUCCGCUGCAGCCACAUCGGCACCGUGAGCCUCGCUCGACAUAGAUCUUCAAGAUCUUCGAAGAUCUUCAAUUCAACAACACACAGACGAGCGGCAGGCACCAGCUCACGUAGCCCCCGUCGAG